Messenger RNA from Microdochium trichocladiopsis, 558 nucleotides. RefSeq names its product ankyrin repeat-containing domain protein. Gene Ontology annotation, molecular function: protein binding. The transcript is spliced from 2 exons. The annotation marks the transcript as partial. NCBI's taxonomy places the organism in Eukaryota, Fungi, Ascomycota, Sordariomycetes, Xylariales, Microdochiaceae. The record is from RefSeq and is a predicted model, not a curated record.
CUGAUCAAUCAUGGGGCACAAGUUGAGGCCACUGACGGCAAUGGACGUACAUCACUCUCCCUGGCUGCGUUGGCAGGCCAUGUAGAAGUGAUGCAAGCUCUGAUCGACCAUGGCGCACAGAUUGAGACUUCUGACGACAACGGGCUUACAGCUCUUUCUUGGGCUGCACGCAGCGGACACGUACUUGCAGUUCGAUUAUUGCUCAAGUACGGGGCACAAAUUGAAGCGCGUGACAGUUCUGGUCGCACACCUUUGCAUUAUGCUCUAGAUGCUGCCCGGGAUGCUAUCCGAAUCCUGCUCAGCCGUGGCGCAAACAGAGAACAUCGCGACAAGCAGGGGCGUACACCUCUCAUAGAAGCCGCCUCACAAGACAGUCGAGAUGCCAUCAAACUGCUUUUGGAACAUGGGGCACAGGUAGAAGCAUCUGAUCCUGACGGUCAUACUGCUCUCUGGUGGGCCUACAAAAACAGACAUCGCGAUGUCAUCCGGAUCCUAAGAGCCGCAGGUGCGAAGGGAGCCAUUUCAAUAAAGAUGAGGCUUUCAGCCCGGUUUAUGUAG